AUGGAAGAACAAGACGUGCACUUCAGAUAUAUUUUAUUAUUUCGUUCUGGUGAUAUUUCACUGAAAAAUGCUCAACGAUCUGGCCGUCCAGUUGAAGUCGAUGAGGUCCAUAUUAAAGCCAUUAUCGAUUCAGAUCGUCAUAGUACAUCACGUGAUAUUGUGGAGAAGCUCAAUGUACCGCAUACAUGCACUGAAGAAAAAUUAAAAAUGCUUGGUUAUGCCAAGAAACUCGAUUUAUGGAUCCCUCAGCUUAAGUAA
Messenger RNA from Vespa mandarinia (Asian giant hornet), 258 nucleotides. Its product is annotated as histone-lysine N-methyltransferase SETMAR-like. NCBI's taxonomy places the organism in Eukaryota, Metazoa, Arthropoda, Insecta, Hymenoptera, Vespidae. The record is from RefSeq and is a predicted model, not a curated record.